AUGGAUGAUGUUAAUUAUGAUUCGAUUUUUGGUAUUUCAGAUCAAGCAGUUGAUGCAGAAAGAAAUGCAACUGAUAAUCAAACAUCAGAAAAUUCGAAGCAUCACAAUGAUCCAAUUUCGAAUUUGAAUCUAAACCCAAAUGAAAAAGCUGAUGAUCCAGUGGAGGGGGAGCACUUGGAUUCAAAUAGUUUUGUUGAGGGGGAGCAUUAUAGUGCAAGAUAUAACAUGUCAACAAAUGUUAAUAUCGAAGAGGAGCCAUUUCUUGAAGAAGAGCCGAUCAAUGAACCAGAGAAAAAUAUCGAAACGGAGUCAAUCAUUGAGGGGGAGCCUAUACUUAAGAAUGAUGAAAAUCAUGAAGAAGAAAAUUUUGAUGAUGCUAAUGACUCAAUUUCCAUAAUUGGAUCAGAAACAGAUCAAGAAGAGAAGAAGAAGUCGAAGAAAUCAAAGAAGAUAGAGGGUGAGUCUUUGGAAAAAGGGGUGAAAGCAGAACAAAAGAAUCAAGAGCUAAUAGUUACAUCUCGAACUGUCGAAGAGGUGUCUCCUGUUUUAACUUCAGUGGCUGAUACACUGGUUAUUGAAGCCUCUCCAUCAAAAGAAAUGAUUCCUUCGAAGAUGGGGGUUUUUCGAAGAAUAAAAAUCAAGAGAAAAUCUCAGUUGGUAAAGAAAACACAGGUUACUUCCACAACUGAUUCUCCAACAUUCCAAUUUAUUAUGGAUCAACCUUUCACCACUAUAUUCUCAACACAAUCAACCGAUCCACCAAAUCCAUCAUUACCUGUUGCUGAAACCAUGGCUGUUGAUGAGGAAACUGAUAACGAAGGAUUUGGAGGAACAUUCGAAACUCUUUCCUUUGAUAAAGCUGAAGAAGAUUUCCCUGACCAUAUGCUGAUGAUGAUGAAGUAG
Molecule: messenger RNA, 903 nt
Organism: Lactuca saligna
Lineage: Eukaryota; Viridiplantae; Streptophyta; Magnoliopsida; Asterales; Asteraceae
Source: the annotation of a GenBank genome assembly